This is a messenger RNA of Galleria mellonella (greater wax moth), 9345 nucleotides long. RefSeq lists its product as uncharacterized. The record is from RefSeq and is a predicted model, not a curated record. NCBI's taxonomy places the organism in Eukaryota, Metazoa, Arthropoda, Insecta, Lepidoptera, Pyralidae. The transcript has a single exon. Bases 2360 to 7615 code for a protein of 1751 amino acids. Gene Ontology annotation, biological process: DNA integration. Gene Ontology annotation, molecular function: nucleic acid binding.
AUUUUAUACUUAUACUUAUUUUUUUUUACUAAUUAUUUUCUAAAUUUGCUGAUAAUAUGAUUUUUUUUAUUUAAUUAGCAUGCAUAAAUACAUUAUAAAAACUAGAUUUUUAGCACCACUUAAACCUCUUGGGCUUGCGUGUGAUACUUUACAUUUCGUUCACAAAUGUCAAUAUAUUUACAUUAAUAUUCUGCUGUUUUCACAAGCUUGGACAGUAAAUACGCUUUCAGUUUAAACUUUAUGUUUUUAACAGUGAUAUUGUUCUAUGUAGGCAAAUUCGCGGAUUUAAGUAAAUUUUUAUUUGUUAUUUUUUUUUUUAUAUUAAAUAUUGCUAUCACAUAUAUUAAUAUAAUAUAUAUAUUAAAAUGGAAUGGAGUGUUAAAAAAACUUUUGACUUUGUAAAUUGGUUAAAAUUAACUGUGAAACGUAUGUACGAGUAUGUGGUGUUAAAUUUUAUAAUCUAUCGUUAACCGGAUAUUUUUGGAUUGUUAAUCAAUAAGCUGGUUAAAUUAACCUUUGAACCUUUGAUGAAAUAACCUAACCAUGAAUAGAAAUGACUCAUACUAUAUGUUAAAUACUGAUUUAUCUCAAAUUUGGCAAAUGAGUUUCAAUGCAACACAAAAAUUAAACAAAUCCGGUUAAUAAUUGAAUUUUAGAUUAUAUAGAUAGAGGCAUCAAGUCUCAAAAACGGACCAACAUUUUGUCGGCUAAUUGUCAAAUUAGCUGACUCGUUUUUUUUAUCAGUGUUCUAUAUACACACGCACACAAUGUAUCUUGACGUAUCUAUAUUUAAUUAUUUAAUAAAUAAAAUGAGUGUUUACGCAUUAAAAAGAUGCAAAAAUUAUAAGACAAAAUAAAUAUAGAAGUUAUAAAGGAAUCGCUCGUAACUAUUUAUCACGUAAAAUUUUAUGAAAAAGUUGUGCCGCUUUUUUCGAAAGCUAUUAUAUGGAGACACUCAUACAUACAUACAUACAUAUCUGUCACGCCUGUCUCCCAUUAGGGUAGCGCAGAAACAAUGGAACGCCAAAUGCUUCGAUUCAAACAAACCUCUUUCGCUUCCUCCACAUUCAUCAAUCUUUUCAUACACGCUCGCCGGUUACGGGUACUUUUAAUUUGUCCCUUCUUCAGCACGUCGCCUAUUUGGUCAACAUACGUCCGUCUAGGGCGGCCCCUACCGACAUCUCCAUUCAUUCUUGCUCGAUAAAAUGGAGACACUCUAUCUAUAUAAUCUAAGUAUUGAAUAUUGAGUCCCAUAAAAAAAAAAAAAACUGCCGUCAAUUGUGACAAAUUCAGUUAUUUUGACUUAAAAUAAACCUAAACUAGGCCAAUGUUCAAUUGAGACGGUACUUUUCAAAGCUGUUUGAGAAUUUACUAAUAUUUCAUAAAUAAUUGGCCAUUUGUAUGAUUUUUGAAUGGUGUAUACAGUGUAACAGUAACACAUACUGCUUUUUUUUACACUUUUAUCAUGUAAAUAUUGGCGAUGGUAUGAUAAUGGUGUUGAUGUUUUCCUGUUAGUGUCCUCUAUUGUCCGAUUUGAAAGUUUAUUGGUAUAUUUAUGAGAAACGGUGUAUACGCUAUGAUUGGAACAUUUAAUAAUAAACGAUGUAAAUGCCACUAUUUAAAUAUUUUUUUUAAAUGGCAUUAAAUCAUUGUGUGAAUUUUUUUUUAUAAAAAAAAAAUGGUGAAUGCGCCACCUUUGGAACAUUAAUGAGAAAUGGUGUAAACAUCAUCUUUGGAACAUUAAUGAGAAAUGAUGUAAACAUCAUCUUUGGAACAUUAAUGAGAAAUGGUGUAAACUUCAUCUUUGGAACAUUAAUGAGAAAUGGUGUAAACAUCAUAUUUGGAACAUUAAUGAGAAACGGUGUGUUGGUGCCAUCUAUUGAGUAAAAUAGAUAAAACGUCAACGGAGUGAAGUGAGACUUCAACGGUCUGCUACUGCGGUGAUAGACAUGAACUUGACUCGCUCGCUCUCUGUAAUUAGCAAUGAUUGAUCCUAAUAAUAUUUCGUAUAAUAAACUCAUAUUUCACAAAAGUAACAAUAAACGAGUUAUUGAAGAGUUCCUGCACCCAUAAAUUUAUACACACAAAAAGGAAAGGCGCAAACAAAGUGGUCUUCGUAGCCGAAUAUCUGAAGAAUCAGUGGGAAAACAGUCAGAGCCACCAUUCCUUUUGUAUCCUUUUAUCCUAAGCGAAAUUUGUGUUAACAGUGUUUAAACUUCAUUAACAUUUACAACAGUGUAUUUCAUCAAGCGAUUCCUAUUUCCAGACGUAAAGAAAAAAAAAAUAAAUUUGUUAACCACGUCACGUAUACUAAAUUAUAAGUAGGUACUUCUAUCUUUUUUUUAUAUAAACUUCCGAAAUGAGUGACGAUGAAUUUUCAGACAGUAAUCUCGUUGAUUUGCAUAAACUUAAUGAUCUCAAAAAGCUUCGGGGUACAGUGAAGGGUAGAUUAACAUUGUUCGAAAAAUAUAUUAGUAAAUAUAAAUCAUUAACGUUAACGAAAAUGCAAAUCACAGAAAUUAGUUUACGAAUCGAUACAAUUACACAAUGUUUUAAUAACUAUUGUGAUAUUCAAAAUCAAAUAGACGUACUCGUUGACAAAAAGGAAUUAGAAAACCAGUUAGAAUAUAGAGAAUUAAUAGAAGAACAGUACUAUAGUAAUAUCGCCGCUGCAAAAUGUUUGAUAGAGGUGGACAAAAAUACUAAUUCCAAUUGUUCACAGUCCAUAAUUUCAAAACCUGUAGCUUUAAAGCUACCUGAAAUCAAGUUAAUGUGCUUCGACGGAUCGUACGAUUUGUGGUUAGAAUUCAGAAAUUCUUAUAUAACUAUGAUUCAUGAACGUACAGACCUUGAUGCCAUUCAGAAAUUACAUUAUUUAAAAUCCUCUCUUAGCGGUUGUGCAUUACAAGUAAUUAGUGCGUUAGAGUUCACAGCGUCUAACUACAAUCAUGCUUGGGAACUACUUGAAAACAGAUUUCAUAAUAACCGCUUACUAGUUUAUAAUCAUGUGAGAUCACUGUUUUCAGCUUCAUCUGUUACAAAGGAGUCACCGUUGCAAAUAAGAAAACUAAUUGAUACGAUUUUACGAAAUUUACGUGCCCUUCAAACUUUAGGUGAACCGACUGAUUCGUGGGAUACCUUAGUUAUUUAUUUAGUUUUAACUAAAUUAGACGCAAAUACGGAACGAGAAUGGGAAAAUCAUAAAGGUUCGAUUUCCAGUGACCCUAAUAAUAAAUUAAAAUUAGACGAUUUGUUAAACUUUUUGAGAAACAAGGCCGACAUGUUAGAGGUUACUCUCGUAAAUCAUAAGGUACUAGCGAAUAAACCUAUUCUCGAACGUAAACCAGUACACGAUUCUAAAAGAUAUUCGAAUCAUUCACAGUUUACACAUAGUUACGUUACAACGCGAACAAAUAAUAGUAAACUGAAUAAUAAACGCAUACGGAACUGUAUUAUGUGUAGUGAAAACCACGCACUUUAUACUUGUAUAUCCUUUUUAAAUUUAUCUGUAAAAAAUAGAAUUAAAUUGAUAGAUGACAAAAAAUUAUGUCAAAAUUGUUUACGUUCUGGGCACACCGUAAACGAAUGCAUUUUUGGUGCUUGUAAGCGUUGCAAUAAGAAACAUAAUAGUUUAAUUCAUACGGACGGCGAGGUGGUCGCGAGCGCAUUAGCUGAUCGUGCGCAUUAUUCACUACCAGCUGAUAACGCGCGAAGGUCAUCGACCGCACUUCACUCUCAAACGAAUAAUACGGGUGAUUUAAAUACGACUUUAUUUCCUAUGCAACAAGUUCUGUUAUGCACUGCACUUGUUGAUAUAUUCGACGGCAAUAAAAGAUGUUUUACAAUACGUGCACUUCUUGAUAAUGGAAGUCAACAUUCUUUCAUUUCAAAUCAAUUAUUUCAACAAUUAAACAUAUCAUCUAUACAGUCCACUAUACGAAUUACAGGUGUGGGACAAUCACUCACUCAGUCGAAUAAAAUAUGCGAAGUUAAUAUACGAUCGAAGGUAAACGAUUAUAAAAUGCGAGUUCAAUGUAUGGUUUUGCCGUGCAUUACGUCGACCAUACCGUCAAAACCAAUGGAUUAUAAAUCGUUACGUAUUCCGGACAACAUUCAACUUGCCGAUCCCACCUUUAAUGAACCAUCUGCAAUUGACUUAUUAAUAGGUGCGGAUUUGUUUUGGGAUAUAUUAUACGAAAAUAGAAUUCGGUUGCCGAGUGGACCAUUCCUACAGAAUUCUAAAUUGGGAUGGUUAAUAUCAGGUUCCAUUCAUUCCGACAGCUCAUGUCACGGUAAUCCUAUUCAGUGCAACUUGUCGCAAGCGAUAGAUACACAGUUAAAACGAUUUUGGGAAUUAGAAGAAGUAACUAUCACAAAUAAAUUAUUUACGGAAGACGAACAUACAUGCGAACAUUUAUUUGAUACGACUACUAAACGUAACGCUGAUGGUAGAUUUUUAGUGCGAAUUCCCUUACAACAGUCAGCUGAUCAUCUCGGUGACUCAUAUGCACUCGCUAAAUCCCGUUUCUUAUCGCUAGAACGUAAGUUGGAACGAUUACCGUUCUAUAAAAAAUUAUAUUAUGAUUUUAUACAUGAAUAUGUUGAAUUAGGGCAUAUGACGAAGGUAGAUGAAUAUAAUAAACCGUAUUACUUCCUUCCACACCAUGGUGUUUUACGUGAGCACAGUACGACAACAAAAUUGCGUGUUGUUUUUGAUGCUAGUGCUGUGACCACGUCGAACAAAUCGCUUAACGAUAUUCAGUAUGUCGGUCCGCCUCUUCAAAACGAUAUCUUUUCAAUACUAUUGCGAUUUAGACAGUACAAAUUUGUAGCUUCCGCCGAUGUUGAAAAGAUGUUUCGGCAAAUCUUAAUACAAACGGAUCAAAGAAAUUUACAACUAAUUGUGUGGAGAGAGAAUCCUUCAGAUCCCCUGUCCAUUUACCGGUUAAAUACGGUUACAUAUGGAACUGCGUCAGCGCCGUACUUAAGCAUGCGUUGUCUGAAACAAUUGGCUAUUGAGUGUGGUGAUGAUAUGAUUGCUAAGAUAAUAAACGAAGAUUUCUAUGUCGAUGACCUAAUUACCGGUCACGAUGAUAAGCAGAUUUUACUGGAGAUAUGCAAUAAAGUAUCGCAAGUGUUAUCAUCAGGUUGUUUUACACUAAGAAAAUGGACAUUUAGUCACGAUGUAAAAACGAGUAGUUCUAAAGAGUUAUGUACGGGCGAUCAUUGUCAGAAUAAAACUCUCGGUAUAGGUUGGUACAACACUAGCGACGAGUUACAUUUCACUACCGCAAUCACUGAGUCACACGUAGUCACAAAGCGAACUAUUUUAUCUAUUUUAUCGCAGAUCUAUGAUCCACUUGGUCUUUUGACACCGGUCAUUAUUAUUGCAAAAAUAUUAUUACAACACCUAUGGUUGUGUAAAAUUCAUUGGGAUGACACGGUUCCAGAAAAUAUAAAAUUAAAUUGGGAAAAAUUCAUUAAUUCAUUAAAAUCUUUACACGAAUUAAGAAUUCCGCGUUAUAUAAUGAGUGAUAAUAACGAAAUAAAGGAAUUACAUAUAUUCACGGAUGCAUCUCAGAAUGCAUACGGUGCAUGCGCAUAUAUUCGUACUUAUAAUAAGAACAUAAAUUCCCCAGUAACAAUUAAAUUAUUAUGCGCCAAAAGUAAAGUAUCACCUAUUAAACCUGUCACCAUCCCGAGACUGGAGCUAUGCGGCGCAUUGUUAGGUGCCAGAUUAUACAAAAAAAUCGUGUCCUCACUUAGACUUAAAUUCGAUAAGGUCUAUUUUUGGACAGAUUCGACUAUAGUUAUGGGAUGGGUUCGUAUGUCACCACAUUUGUUGAAAACGUUCGUACAACAUCGUGUAACUGAAAUAAAUGAGUUAACGGGUGAUGCAAUUUGGUUGCAUGUUAAUGGCAAAAAUAAUCCGGCCGAUCUCGCGUCUAGGGGUGCCUAUCUCGAUAUACUUGUUGACUGUACAUUGUGGUGGCACGGUCCUACAUUUUUACACGGUCGGCAAUUUAAUUGUAAAGUUGACCAUAGUACUUAUACUUCUAUAGAGCUACCAGAAGUAAAAAAUGAAAUUGUAUGUGCUGCUUCAAACAUAAAAGAUAGUUUUAUCAACUUUUCACGAUUCUCUUCGUUCGAACGUUUGAAACGUACUGGUGCUUAUGUGUUGCGAUUCAUAACUAACAUACGGUCGCCCAAGCACCUGCGUACAACUGGUUCGUUGUCGGUGGAUGAGUUAAGCGCAUCAAUAACAAUGCUAGCUCGACUUGAGCAAAUACAAUCAUUUCCGGAUGAAUACGACAGCUUACUAAAACAAUUACCAUUAAAUCAAACCAAAUCGAAUAAAGUGUCCGGUCUCAACAUAUUUCUAGAUCAAAGUGGCCUAAUUAGAGUUGGUGGCAGAUUGCGUAACUCACGUCACUUCGAUUAUAAUAAAAAACACCCAAUAUUAAUUUCAAGUAAAAAUUAUUUUAGUACACUUUUGUUUAGAGAUGAACAUAAAAGGUUACUACAUGCGGGACCCCAAUUACUUUUAUCUACAAUUCGAGAAAAUUGGUGGCCACUCGCGGGUCGAAACCUAGCUAGGAAAGUUGUACGGCAAUGCGUUACAUGUGUACGCAUGAGAGGGAAAACCUUAACGCCAAUAAUGGGCGACUUACCGUCUGAACGUUUAGAACCAGGUUACCCUUUCAUGCGUUGUGGCGUCGACUAUGCCGGACCGGUGAUGAUACUGAAUCGCAGAGGACGAGGUGCUGCACUUAUGAAAGGUUAUAUCUGUAUAUUUGUGUGUUUUACCACUCGUGCUAUACAUUUGGAAUUAGUAUCUAGUCUUUCUACAAAUGAUUAUUUACUCGCUUUAAAACGUUUUAUUUCUCGUCGCGGUAAGCCGAUAGAAAUAUUUAGUGACAAUGGAAAAGUUUUUGUGGGUUCACAGAAAGAAUUGUCAUUAUUUCUAAAUGAAAAUGCUACUCAAAUCGAAGAUUUCACUACAAACAAUGGUAUUAAAUUGCGAUUCAUUCCGCCGUAUGCUCCUCAUUUCGGUGGUUUAUGGGAGAUAGGGGUCCGCUUUUGUAAGCACCAUAUUAGACGAGUUGUUGGCAAUAGUAACUUAACCUUUGAAGAAUUUACGACUGUCCUAACACAGAUAGAAGCUAUCCUAAAUUCUCGUCCUAUGUACCCAUUGUCCUCGGAUCCUAAUGAUUUCCUUCCCCUUACUCCUUCACAUUUUCUUAUCGGGCGGCCUCUGACCGCGCUUCCUUGCAAAGACCUGACGUCUACUGCAACUCAUCGCCUGAUGCGAUAUGACCGUAUAGAGCAAAUGAGGCAACAUUUCUGGCAACGCUGGUCUAAGGAGUACGUAUCGGAGCUUCAAACCAGAACGAAGUGGAAGGUACAGCAGCCAGAUAUCGGCCAAGACACAUUAGUUCUCAUCAAAGAAGAUAACCUACCACCACUAAAAUGGCGGAUGGGUCGAAUUCUGCGCACUUUUCCAGGCAAGGAUGGAGUAUCCCGAGUGGCAGAGAUUCGCACUGCAACUGGUAUCAUACAACGUGCCACUUCCAAAAUAUGUCCGCUUCCACCUCAGCCAUCAGAUGCAGAAUGAAAGGAGGAGAAAGACGAUCCUGUCUAUGUUGAAAUCUGUAUACCUGCAGCUUUCAAAGGCGGGGCCAUGUUGGUGCCAUCUAUUGAGUAAAAUAGAUAAAACGUCAACGGAGUGAAGUGAGACUUCAACGGUCUGCUACUGCGGUGAUAGACAUGAACUUGACUCGCUCGCUCUCUGUAAUUAGCAAUGAUUGAUCCUAAUAAUAUUUCGUAUAAUAAACUCAUAUUUCACAAAAGUAACAAUAAACGAGUUAUUGAAGAGUUCCUGCACCCAUAAAUUUAUACACACAAAAAGGAAAGGCGCAAACACGGUGUUAACACCAUCUUUGGAACAUUAAUGAGAAAUGGUGUAAACAUCAUAUUUGGAACGUUAAUGAGAAACGGUGUUAAUACCAUCUUUAGAACAUUAAUGAGUAAUGGUAUAAAUAUCAUAUUUGGAACAUUAAUGAGAAAUGGUGUUAACACCAUCUUUAGAAAAUUAAUGAGUAAUGGUAUAAAUAUCAUAUUUGGAACAUUAAUGAGAAAUGGUGUUAACACCAUCUUUAGAAAAUUAAUGAGUAAUGGUAUAAAUAUCAUAUUUGGAACAUUAAUGAGAAAUGAUGUAAACACCUAUGUUGAUUAAACAGUGACGUGUUUGUUUUAUAUUGUGAAAAAGAUUUAUUAUUGUUAUUGUAUUAAUUAAAAAUUAAUAAUAAAAGAGCUACUUUUACUGAGCGAACCGUAUGCUUAAUAUUCGCUCAUGAUAAAUAAAAAUAAUGUAAUAUUAAUUAUAUGAAAUUUUCCAAAUUUUUCCUACAGACUACAGUAUGGGGUUCUUCAAAAAGGGUACAUUUCCUUUAGACACCCCUAGUGUUGCAAGUGGUCAUAGGCUACAGUGACCGUUUACCAUCAGACGGGCUGUAUGCUUGUUUGCCACCUUUGAUAUAUAAAAGUAAAGAUAUUCUCAAGUCAAACCGUGACUUUUUUUAUAUAGUUCAUUUUAUACUGUAGUCUCUAGGGAAACCUCAGCAGGUAGCUCCUUCCACAGCCCGAGCGUUCGCGAGGGAAAAAUUCCUUCGAAACCGCACUGUACGUAACUGUUUAGGUUCUUUAUAUCCAAAUUAAUUCACUACACCGUUUGGGAUAGCUCAAUUGUUUUUUUAAAUUAUAUUAAUUUAAAUUAAUUAAAUAUUCUUAUUGUUAAAAUUAUUAAUUAAAUUAAUUUUAUAUAAUUAUUUAUAUAAUUAAUUAAUUAUAUUUAAUUUUUAAUUAAUACGUGGUGUUAUCUAUGUCUCGGAAUUCAUGUAAGGAAAUUGUGGAAUAAGUUUGUAAUGCUGCCGUCAUAUCAGCGGAAUGAUUGUGUCGUUGUGUGACCUUAAAAUUGUUUUCAGCAAUAAGGCAACCUUAUUAUAACCUUAUAACAACCUGAUACAAAUUGUUUGUAUGUGAGAUACUAUUAUUUUAUUCUGUUAGUCAUUAAUUGUCCACAGGUGAACAUAUCCUCCUCCAUAAGGGAGGUUUUGCCAGUACUUGCCACACUUGACAGGCGGGUUGGUAACCGCAGUUAGACUUUGGUGAUGUUUUAAAGUUGGCAAUAUUAUUAUAAUAAUUAAAAUGAAAAGAGAAGAAAUAAAUCAAUAUUAAACGAAGCAUAAUUUCACUAUAAAAGUAUGAAAUUUGAUAUGUUAUAAAUGGGGUGAAUUUAUGCGAGUGGCUACAUUUUGCCCUAUACAGGUUUACUAAUAUUUUGUA